Molecule: messenger RNA, 4065 nt
Organism: Paramuricea clavata
Lineage: Eukaryota; Metazoa; Cnidaria; Anthozoa; Malacalcyonacea; Plexauridae
Source: the annotation of a GenBank genome assembly
AUGCGCAAUCAAGUCCGCGUAUAAAAGACGAGAGGUCAACAGCCGCCUGUACACUCAAGACAGACAAGCGAACCGAACAGAUUAUAGAAGAAUAUCGAAGAGGCUGUGUUGAUACUGAACAUUUUUCACAAGGUAUGUACAGUAUACAUGGAAGGAGACAAAAUCUGUAGAAAUAUUAAUAGUGUUGAAUUUUAUAAGCUGGUGUUUAUUUUGCGCUAGGCAUAAUACACUCAAUACUCAAUAGGGUGCUACACGCGCGAGCGGCUGAGCCGUUAGUUCGUUACUGUUUGUACAAAACCAUUAAAGUUUGACUUUUAGUAGAGAAAAUAGGCGUAGAAUUUAUGAAAUACUUUUCAAAUAAUGGUCGUUGCGAGUGUAGGUAGCGACAAGACAGCUACAGAGAUAUACAACUACCUGAACUACCACCCCAAGGGCUGAGAAUUGCAAGCAUGACGCCACGCGAACGUUUGUUAUCGAUUGUUCAAGUCGAUGAUCUUAUAAAUUAUCCACAUAUCACCGGUGAAAAAAAUGUAGUAUAGUUCAAUUCGAGCGUAGGCGCUUCGAAGGGUCGAAGUUCUGCUUAUAUUUUUUGUGUUGGGACGGCACAUUUCAGAAAAAAAUCGCGCAAUCUCAACGCCCGGUCACACGCAACAAUGUUGGCCCCGAUGUAAAACUGUUGCAAUAUUUGGUCUAAGUCUAAGAAUCUUUAGCGUGAAAUCAUGAGAUGUAUCCAAAUUGAAAAUCUGCCUGCUUGAAAUUUUUGUGAAACAAACACUAUUAUAAACAAACUGAUGAAAACUGUUGGAUGAUGACGGGGCAACAGUUGUUGUUGGGUCCGUUUGAGGUCUUGAAAUAUAUAUGGACACACUAUUUCGAAAACUAAGUCUUGAAUCAUUUAUUUAUACACACACAGUCACAGAUCAUAAUUCUAGUCGCAAAAGCAUUCACAACAGGCUGAUGUCACAACAAAGAACUGUUGCAGCAUACUAUUUCAACGCUAGCAAUUAUAUACCCGGUUCAAAAUACUCGGAUGUAAAAUCUUAAGUUACUAAGCGUUGUAUGGUUUGUCGACAAUGCAAUGGAGAAAACAGCAAAGGAAUUAACGCUCUAAUAUCGAAUACAGAAAUUUGAUAUGAAAACUGGUGUAACUUUCCUAAAAUACAUUCUCGUUUGCAUCACAAUUGUCGAAUUGAUCAAUAUGUCCAAAAAAACCCAAACUCCGCGUUAUUUCGCUUUAUUCUGCUCGAAAUCAAUGCGAACCUCACUUACAUAACCCCUAAUUCAUCCAAAAUCCUAUUUCCAAUCAUAAUUUCGUGUUUCGAAGAAAUUUACGUAAAUUUUUUGCGGCUUAAAAAUUAUGAGCUUAGGAAUUUCGUUUUCUUCAAAUGGGGAAAUCCCCGAAGUGAACUCAUGCGUGUGAUAGAUCUGAGCAUGCGCCAUUGUCACAUGUUAUAUUCCACGUUGCCAAAAUUGACGGGUAUUUUGAACUAUAAAAUAGAAAUAUAAGGACUUAGCACUUAGCAGCCGUUAAUUAUGAAGUAGUUGAACUGUAUAUGUUGGCGUUUUCGUAUAUUAGUGCCUGUAUAAUUUGUUUUCAAGAUAUUUAACGUAUAUCGUGAAUAUUGUUCAAAAAUAUCGCUUCUCUCAUAAACGCGUGGCCAUAUUGCAUACAGAUGAUGCAACACUUGCCUGAAUAUUAAUGAGUUUUCUGGCCAAACCGGUUUGUUCCACUUUGAACUGCCCAGGUCGCGCACAAACAUGCCCGGGUUCGAGAACAAUACAAGACUUCUGAUUGGUCAAUUUGUGAUAAAAAUAAGCACUGAGGUCAUACGUUUCAUUGUUUCAUAUAAAAACAUCAGCGAAGGGGAAAACCACUUUUACUACACUCGUGUCUGAUAACGUACAGACUACGUUUCUAUAUUUUACUGAGUUAUAUUGAUUGUAUAUAUAGCUGGUCUCAUAUAUUGGUUAUUUUGUAGAAUGCUUGAAAUGGAACUGCCACAGUUACAAAGCGAGGAAUUGUCCUUAUUGGAUUUGCUGGAGCAAACUACGAUGGAUGGUGCGGCGAGCAACGGCGCACUGAGCCAAGGGCAAGGCAACAUCAUCAAACGAGAUGCGAAUCUGGCCUCAACUUGGCACAAUACUCCAUUAAAUAUGAGCAGAGCAUACGACCAGAGCGAACUUUUCUCCGACACGGAGUCGUUUACGAGCUGUGGCUCUGCAGUUGCUUCGCCGGCAGUCUUCGAGUUCGAGCACACGGAGCAAAACCACUUCAGCUAUCUUCAACUGAACGACAACGAGUUAAAGAAGCUCUCUGUCAAAGAAUUAAAUACGAAGCUCAAAGGACAACCGAAAGAAGUCGUGAAUGUGGCAAAAAAGCGUCGCAGGACGCUCAAGAAUCGAGGCUACGCACACUCGUGUAGGAUCAAAAGGAUCCAAGAAAAAAGCAAUUUGGAAAGGAGCAAGGAAGAGCUCAAAGAAAUAAUUGCCAGUCAACGGCAGCAACUGGAGGCAGUGGCAAACGAGCGGGAUGUAUACAAACAUCGGUUCGAGACCCUGAUUACAAUUCUGGGACAAAAUCAUAACAUUUCUAAUUCUGGCUGAAGCAACGGUUACAUGCAUCAGACAAAGGAAAGACUGAACUUUGUCUUGGACUUGGGUAUGCGUCUCAUUCUGUAUUAGACAUGAUUAUAAACAAUCUUGCUGGACUAUUACAGUAAGUAACGAACCAUAAAAAGAAAGGGUAUAUAGCUCCGAAAGAAUCCAAAAACUCAAACUACAUAGUAGCCUACUAUGGCAAAUUGUUAUUACAUAUUAAUGCAGUUAUGUUUUACUGUACAAUAUUAUCAAGUACAAGUUUAAACUGAUCACGUCUCGAAUGCGAGUGUGCGAGAGUUGAGCUUUAUAUAUCUUAAUAUUCGCACUUCAAUUUGUAUUUCUUGGUUUCAAAGUUUAAAACUCUGCAAUUUAUAGCCACCAGCGUGCGCUUGACUUCCGAAUAUUUUGCGUGACCGUGAUUUGUACUUUUAAUUUGGCCAUGCAAGUUUAAGCUUGAACUCUGGUCAGUUCAUUAUUUUCACGCAGGCAAAAGCUACUGUGUGCGUUUCGAAUCACGUUUUCAUAGUUUACUGUAUAGUAACGGCAAUAUUUUCUAAGCGGUUGAAUAGCGUGCAUAUAGUAUUUGUUUUGUCCCUCAUAACGUUCUAAUAUUUUGUAAUGUUUCAAUUUUGCACGUUUCAACUUCGCACGUGCUCAGUAGCGAUGCACGCAAAAAAUUUGAGGCGAGCUGUAGUCUGCAGAAAUGGUUUUAAUAUUUCAGCAAUACAUGUUCUUUAGGCAGAUAUGCUCUCACUAGCCUAAACUUUAAAAGCUAAGCCUAAUUUUAAGCACAAACCUUUCAUCAAGAGAGUCACACAGUGGUCUUUUUGCUUGAAGUUGAACCAAUAAAGUUUAGUUUCGGCCAAUCCCGUUUAUAUAUACGUUACUAGAAUAAACAAAAUAUAUGUUUUUAAGACAACUCGACCCUACGCUGAGAAGUAACAGUUUGAAAUUCAGUUAGGUUAGUGAGAUUCUACCACAAAGGACGUGUAUUUUUAAGACCGUUAGUUAGGCGUUGCCAACAAUGACAACCGUUUGAAAGUAUAAAUUGCUGCUCCAAAAAUAUAAAACACAACUCUCGUGCACUCAUAAUCAAGUGAUCAGUUUAUAAACUUAUUUUUGAUAAUACAGCAGUGAGCAGUCACUGUCUCACUGACUGAAUCUAUUCUUAACUUACGUUUGUGCAUGGAAUUGAGAAUUUUUACCACUGUCACAUACAUUGUCAUUGUACAUAUUAAUGUGGAUCAUGCAAGCAGAGACUGAGAGAUACGAAGUAUGUUAUUGUUGAAAUUUUGUUGGGAAUAUUUAUAGUUUGUUUAUAUAUUAAGUGGAGUUAAUGACAUAUUGUUAUUGAAAUUGAAAAGUUGUGUUAUUUUAUAUAGAUGUAGAUUGUAGAAGUAAUAUAAUAUUGUAAGAUGGAAAAGUUAUUUUAUAAAAAAAUAAUGGCUGUUCAAUUCAGCAUAAAAC